Lodderomyces orthopsilosis Co 90-125 is the source of this 1776-nucleotide messenger RNA. RefSeq names its product Snx4p (gene SNX4). The record is from RefSeq and is a predicted model, not a curated record. NCBI's taxonomy places the organism in Eukaryota, Fungi, Ascomycota, Pichiomycetes, Serinales, Debaryomycetaceae. Gene Ontology annotation, cellular component: phagophore assembly site. Gene Ontology annotation, biological process: cytoplasm to vacuole targeting by the Cvt pathway; autophagy. Gene Ontology annotation, molecular function: phosphatidylinositol binding. The coding region runs from base 1 to 1776 and encodes 591 amino acids. The transcript has a single exon.
AUGAGUUCUGACGAUCAAUUUACUUCGAUUCAGUGGGAUAGGGAAGAUUUGGCAAAGGAUCAGGUCGAUACAACAACAAAGGUAGAUCCAAUCACGGAGGAAUCCAAUUCUCAACCCAACUCCGAGGGCAAGGCGAGUGAUACAAUUGAAUCAAGGAUAGCAGGCGAUGUUGAAACGGAUGAUCAAAACGUAGCACCAGAGACUGAAGCCGAUAAUAUUCAUGAGUCCAACGGAGAUGAUCCUAGUGCCUCGUUAUUCAUUUCUAGUGGCAUUGGUGGUCAUUCAAAUCAAGAAUCAAAUCAGAAAGGUGACAACCAUGAAUCUCAACAUGAAGCUACUGGAGGUGAACUAGGGGCUGGUAAACAAUCUGGAAAUGAGGAAGCAUCUAUUACUGGGUCCAAACCUGUGGAUACAACGUUAUUUGACAAGUACAAGAUUGAAGUUUCUGCCACCCAUCCCAGUAGGGAUUUAGAUGCGUCGUCAAAACCAUUUAUUUCAUACUUGGUCACAACAACUACUGAUAACCCCAACAUACUCAAACUUAUCAAGGAGAAAAAAGUAGAUGGUGAUGAUGAGCAAUAUCGUACCUUUAGUGUACGUCGGAGAUAUGGAGACUUUCGUUAUUUGUAUGAGAGUUUAAGCAAUGAUUUCCCUACGGUUAUGAUCCCUCCUUUACCAUCAAAACUGAACAUAAAGUAUUUAACAGGGGACACUUUUAGUCAUGAAUUUGUACACAAGAGAUUGCAUUCAUUAGAUAGAUUUUUGCGAUUUAUUGUCCAGCACCGUGUAUUGUCCCAACUGUCCAUUUUCCAUUUAUUUAUCAGUGAUUCAAGUGAUUGGAAUACAUUCACAACAUCUUUGAAACUUAAAGAGUUGAAUGUUAAUGGGGAACAAGGUGGGUUGGUGAACAAGGUUGUCAAUGAAGAGUUAAUUACUGAAAAAUUGAUGAACUUUCUUACAUCCUCGAAACACAAGAAGGAAACCAAUCGGGAUAUAUUGGAAAUCAAUGACAAGUUGAAGAAAUUGUAUGAAAAUUUGCUCAAGUUGGAUCGCAUCUUCACAAAAUUGAAUAGAAAAAACCGUGAUUUAAAAAGCGAUUACGAACAGCUUCUGAAACAGAUUUUAAAGAUUUCAAACUUGCAAAAUGAUCAACGAGAGGAUACAGCUAUUACAUCCAAUUUCAAAAUAUUUGCUGAAGCACUUGAUUUCUUCCUGGAAUCAUGGGGCCUGUUGUAUACAUAUAUGGAUGAAUCGUUCUUAGUUCUGUUGAAGGAUUGUUCAAAAUACAUUAUUGGUCUUACAAACUUGAUUGAGUUGCUACAUAAUAAAAAGAUAGAUUUGCAAGUGUUGCAGGAUUACUUGAACAAGAGUAGAAAUGAAUUGGGAAAUGCAACUGGACACCACCAUCAACCAGGUCAUCAGACAAGUGGUAAUAGUGGUAUAGUGAGUAGUACAACUCAGUUGAUUAAAGAUACAAUAUCGACUUCAGCUACAUCGCAUAUAGGGUCUAGUGCUACUGACUCAAAAAUCCACAAAUUACAAGUCAAGGUACAAGAGUUGGAAAAUGAAAUUGAAUUACAAGCUAAGUUGAUUAACGAGUUCACUGAAAAGAUUAUCAACGAAGAGUACCCAAAUUGGGAACGGUUUAACAAGUUGGAGUUGAAGAAUUCUAUGCUUGGGUUGUGCGAUAAGCAGAUUGAUUUUUAUAAAGGAUUGGUUGAUAAUUGGAGUGAUGUUGAAUUGAAACUUUCGAAACGAUUAGAAGAGUUGAGUUGA